Messenger RNA from Colletotrichum phormii, 960 nucleotides. RefSeq lists its product as uncharacterized. The record is from RefSeq and is a predicted model, not a curated record. The transcript has a single exon. The coding region runs from base 104 to 643 and encodes 179 amino acids. Lineage: Eukaryota; Fungi; Ascomycota; Sordariomycetes; Glomerellales; Glomerellaceae.
GCCAGGGAGGCCAGUCGGGAGAACACCUCCACUGCCGCCGCCGCUUCCACCAGGGAGACCUCCAAGGCCGCCCUCGCCACCAAGGGGAAGGCCGGUAGGAAGUAUGCCCCCGAUGCCACCGCUGCCGCUGCCGCCACCACCGGGAAGACCCCCGAGGCCCCCCUCUCCGCCGAUGGGAAGGCCAGUGGGGAGAAUACCACCAAUACCGCCGGCGCCGCUGCCGCUGCCGCCACCUCCGUAUCCCCCCUCGCUACCACCACCGAUUGGGAACCCAGUAGGAAGUACAUUGCCUUUGCCGUUACCGCCGCCGAGGAUGUCGCCGAUUCCACCUCCGCUACCUCCUCCGCUACCUCCACCGAUGGGCAGACCGGUGGGGAGAAUGCCACUCAGGCCUCCGCUACCGCCGCUACCACCAAGGCCACCGCCAAUGCCACCUGGAAGGCCUCCGAGACCGCCCUCACCACCAGUGGGAAGACCAGUGGGAAGAACAUUACCUUUGCCGUUGCCGCUGCCAUCGCCGCUGAGAAGGCCGCCAAUUCCACCCUGGCUGUCGCCUCCGACAGGCAGUCCAGUAGGAAGAAUGCCACUCAGACCACCGCUACCACCGCUGCCGCCGGAGCCGCCGGAGUCAGGGAGUCCAUAACCACCGCCGCCACCAGACUUGCCGCCGGUUUUGCCUCCGGAUUGGCCACCGGUGGUUUGAGUAGGGCUAUUGUAGUCGUCCUUGUGAGCCAAGGCGCCAGCCGAGAAGGCGGCGAGAACGGUUGCGAAGACUGUGCCCUUCAUUUUGAGAGAUUGUGGGUUUGACUUGGAGUCGUGUUGAAAAGAUAGAUAUAGUUGGAAGAAAUGAGAGUGUAAGUGAACGUUGUGCGUGGUGCCAAGAAUAGAACGGAAGCCUUGCUUCGAAGUAGAGAAGAAUGCUCUGGAAGGUAAUGCGAUGAUGAGAGGAGGGAAUUCAAC